UACUUUCGGUGUGCAUUAACUACAACUGCGUUUCCUUUCGUUUCAAGCUCUAGUACACUUCAAAUGAUUCCCUUUGAACAAUGUAGAUACAUGCCAAAUGAACUAACAAACAAACAGUCGCAGUCUUUUGAAGUUUGAUCUAAUGUCUUCAGUUUGGAAGGAGCGGCGUCGGAGGCCGAGCGGUCGCCAUGGCAACGCCCAGGUGAGGAACGCCAGGAGGAGUACGUGGUCUCUCGCUAUUCACUCAUUAAUUGUGCACGUUUUUCACCGAAGUCGGAUGACGUACGCUUUCCGGGGGAUCGCCAGUGCCCCCCAGAUGUACGAUAGUCGGUUAGCGUUCAUUCCUGGUGAGAGGAAAGGCAUUUUUGAGAGUGUUUGGGUGUUUCUGGAGGAGCUUUCCAGAGUCGACAUGUAGCAGGCCAAGGUCACCCUCGCUGUAACAAUAACAAAGCUGUAUCUGGCUUUGUAUUGACCGAAUAAGUCGGGCGAUGAGAAUAUGUAUGCGUUUAGUGAGUGCAAUGAUUUACGAAAACUGUCAUUUGUAAGACAUUUUCACUUGUUUCGACCUCUGAGGAAAGUGAGCAUAGCUUCCAUGGCGUUCAAAUCUCCCGAUUCCACUUUGGUGUUUGCAGACUGAAGUUUUGCCCCGAUGGAAUAAGCUUCUGGGCAUUCAGGAUUAUAUUGCAAUGGGCAUCAGAAUUCCUAAAUGUUUAUGAAAAUGAGUUGCCUGUGCAAUUUGGUGAUCCGAGUCGCCUCCUCCGUCAUGGCAUGGGUGCCCAGGGCACGGCUGUGCUGCCAGCCCGCCGGCCUGCUGUUCCUGUGUGUCAGUGUGGGCGUCUUUAUGGUGGUGAGAAUAUGGGAAAACCUCCUGCCAAUUGCCCCCCCGCCCCCCGCCCGCCCCUCAGCGCCAGCCCUCUCUACCCGUCUCGUCUCCCGCUCCUGGACCUGCAGGACUUCACCUACGUCAUCAACAACGACGUGUGCGGCCACGGCAGCGACGUGUUCGCCGUCGUCAUCGUGCACACGCACCCCGCCAACCGGGAGGUGCGAGACAUCAUGCGCGCCCAGAUCCCCCAGCAGGACCUGCAGGACGUGGGCGUGCGGCGCGUGUUCCUGCUGGCCCGCGCCGAGUGGCACGACCAGGAGCUGUACCAGCAGACGCCGCAGUCCGACAUCGACCGGGAGAACGUGCAGAGCCAGGACAUCGUGCAGGGCAACUUCAAGGAGCACUACCACAACCUGACGUACAAGCACGUGAUGGGGCUGCAGUGGGUGACGCGCUACUGCCCGCAGGCCAAGUACAUCAUCAAGAUGGACGACGACAUCGUGGUCGACCUGUACCAGUUCCGAGACCUGCUCAAGUACAGGUACCGCGAGAGGUCCAACCUGAUCCUGGGGCUGCUGCAGGUGGAGGCCCGGCCGGUGCGCAACAAGGAGAGCAAGUGGUACGUGAGCGAGAGGGAGUUCGCCGACGACUUCUACGCCCCCUUCAUGUCGGGCUGGGCGUACGCCAUGACCCUGGACGCCGCCCGACGCAUCGUGGCCGAGUCGUCCAAGGUGCCCUACUUCUGGAUCGACGACGUGCACGUGACGGGCACGCUGGCCGAGCGGACGGGCGUCAAGCGCGAGGGCCUCAACCGCUUCUACACGCUGCACGUCGACCACCUCUACUGCUGCAUCGAGCUGCCCGAGAGCGCCGAGUACCUGUGCGACUUCCUGGCGGGCCCCUCGGAGGGCGACACCACCGUCAUGACCAAGGUGCUGGGCCAUGCCAGGUCCUGCUACGUCAACACCUGCUACCGGAGGCCCCAGGAACAAAGCGUGUCCAAGAUGUGCGUGCGGACCAAGGUGCCUCCUCUGGCGCCGCUCGGGAAGGGGCGGGGCGAGAUCGUCAGGGUGUCCAGAUAACGAGGCAGCGAGGUCGAGCAGGCGCCCGGCCACGCCGCGGAGGCUAAGGGUUCAAGGGGAGUUCAGUUCUCGGUGACUGUAACCAGUCUUUAAACAAUGUAGGCCUACAAGAAAAUUCUGUCUCUCUCUCUUCUCUUCUCUUCUCUUCUUCUCUUUCUCUUCUCUUUCCUCUCCCUCUUGCUCUUUCUUUGUCUCUUCUCUUUCCUCUCACUCUUGCUCUUUCUUUGUCUCUUCUCA
This is a messenger RNA of Penaeus vannamei (Pacific white shrimp), 2145 nucleotides long. Its product is annotated as beta-1,3-galactosyltransferase 5. The record is from RefSeq and is a predicted model, not a curated record. Gene Ontology annotation, molecular function: hexosyltransferase activity. Gene Ontology annotation, cellular component: Golgi membrane. NCBI's taxonomy places the organism in Eukaryota, Metazoa, Arthropoda, Malacostraca, Decapoda, Penaeidae.